GGAAACUUUAUUUUGUUUACAUGUCCACCCGAAUAUGAGAUUACUCAGGGGUUGAUGGUUACAUAUCGACAGAUCCCAUCCAAAGUACUGACUCCAGGAGAUCCUUGUUUAGAAUUCAAGGAAUGGGUCUGCUCCAAAUCCUGGGGCUCUGCGCCCUGGCCGCAUGCUGCGGGGUUGUGUCUGUACCCCAGCCGUUCCUCAAGGACACACCUCUGCUCUCCCGGAACUGCAAUGACUCAGAUGUGCUGUCGGUCUCAGGCUUCGCCCUGCAGGACAUCAACAGAGACCAAAAGGACGGCUACGUGCUGAGCCUCAACCGAGUGAGCCGCGUCUGGGAGCACACACAGGAUCACCUAGGGUCUGUGUUCUAUCUCGUGUUGGACGUGUUGCAGACUGGCUGUCAUGUGCUCAGCAAGAAGGCGUGGCAAGACUGUGCGGUGAGGACCUUGCACACCUCAGUUUAUGGACAGUGCAAAGCACUGUUUUACAUUAAUAAGCCAAGAAGAAUCCUCUAUUCAAUUGCUUAUAACUGUACUCUUCGCCCAGUUUCUCGAAGAAAGAUUCACUCUAAAUGCCCUGACUGUCCGAGCCCCAGCCGCAUUGAUAAGUCAGAUCCUAGGGUCUUGGAAGCUGCCGUUGAGUCCCUUGCAAAAUUCAACCGUGAGAGCACUUCGAAGCAGUAUUCUCUUGUUAAAGUCACCAAAGCUACUAGCCAGUGGAUGGGCAGCCUGGCUUACUUUGUGGAGUAUUUAAUCCAAGAGUCACCAUGCACCAAAUCCCAGGCUGGCAGCUGCUCCCUUCAGCCUUCUGACUCUCCCGUUGGUCUUUGCAAAGGUACUCUGAUUCAAAAUCCACUAGAGAAGCGUGUCACGGUGACUUGUGACUUCUUUGAACAACAGGCUCCUGCCCCUGGAACUGAAAGCCUUGCUGGUGACCAGGGACCUUCAAACCUCCCCAACGUGGAAGAGCUCCAGCAGAAAAUCACACCACCUACUGACACCCCCUCCAAAGUGCUGUCAACGGGAAUUGUCCAACACCUCCCUGACUUGGAUGAUGAGAAGCCCGAAGGCUCCCAGGGAGAGGGCCCUCCGGAGGCCUUUCCCGUGCAGCUGGAGCUAACCACAAAUCCCCAGGGAGAACUCCUGGAUGUCUCCUUCCUCUUCCUGGAGCCCAUAGAGGUGAAGCUGGUCAUCCUGCCUUUCCCCAAAGAAGACCAACACUCUGGCCAGUGCCCAGGGCCGGCCCAGAACUUCGACCCUCUUAUCCUCCCACCGUGAGACCCAGUGGAUUCCACGGGGGUGUGGUGCUCUGCACGAGAUGAAAGGCUGGGGGGAAGAGGGACAGGGAGUGAGUUCAGAUGCAGAGAAGCCUAAUAAAGUGUGGUUUUCUGAUUCUU
Molecule: messenger RNA, 1396 nt
Organism: Oryctolagus cuniculus (rabbit)
Lineage: Eukaryota; Metazoa; Chordata; Mammalia; Lagomorpha; Leporidae
Gene: FETUB
Product: fetuin B
Biological process (GO): negative regulation of endopeptidase activity; binding of sperm to zona pellucida
Cellular component (GO): extracellular region
Molecular function (GO): metalloendopeptidase inhibitor activity; cysteine-type endopeptidase inhibitor activity
Source: RefSeq, a predicted model, not a curated record